Molecule: messenger RNA, 2276 nt
Organism: Ostrinia nubilalis (European corn borer)
Lineage: Eukaryota; Metazoa; Arthropoda; Insecta; Lepidoptera; Crambidae
Gene: nac
Product: GDP-fucose transporter 1
Exons: 5
Coding region: 122-1129 (335 amino acids)
Biological process (GO): protein O-linked glycosylation via fucose; GDP-fucose import into Golgi lumen
Cellular component (GO): Golgi apparatus
Molecular function (GO): antiporter activity; GDP-fucose transmembrane transporter activity
Source: RefSeq, a predicted model, not a curated record
UGGUCUGUCUGUGUCAUUCAUACUUGUCAAACUAUUUCUCAGUAAAGUAAUUUCAGUUUCAUUAUCUGGAAGAUUUUAUUUGAAAAAAACUGCAGUUCACACUGCGGUUAUUAACGUAAUUAUGAAAGAGCAGCGUUCAGAUCUAUGUUCCCGCUAUACAAAAAUACUUAUUGUUGUAAGUUGCUACUGGAUUGUGUCCAUAGCCACAGUAUUUGUGAAUAAAAGUCUUUUGAGCAGCCAGACUGUGGCAUUAGAAGCGCCGUUGUUCAUCACAUGGUUCCAGUGCAUCGUGUCGUUCACAAUAUGCUGUACACUGAGCAAUACUGGUGGAAUACCAGGGAUUUUUGUAUUUCCCAAAGGCACCCCUUGGAGCAUUACAGUUGUUAGACAGGUUCUGCCUCUCUCCGUGAUGUUCACACUCAUGAUAGCAACCAACAACUUAUGCCUGAAAUAUGUCGGGGUACCAUUCUACUACGUCGGCAGGUCUCUGACCACUGUCUUUAAUGUGAUAUUCAGCUAUAUACUCUUGGGACAAGCAACCUCAUCCAAAUGUAUUAUGUGCUGUGGGUUUAUUAUCUUCGGCUUUUAUUUAGGGGUUGACCAAGAAAGCCUAUUGAGUUCAUUUUCACUACUAGGAACAAUUUAUGGUGUUGUUGGGUCAUUGAUGUUGUCUCUCUACUCCAUCUACACUAAGAAGGUCUUACCAGCUGUUAACCAGGAAGUCUGGCUGCUCUCUUACUACAACAAUGCAUAUUCCAUCAUGUUAUUCAUACCACUAAUUGUAAUUAAUGGUGAACUGACUGCAUUGUGGAACUAUUCUAACUUUGAUAGCACCUAUUUCUGGUUCCAAAUGCUUAUUGGAGGACUAUGUGGUUUUGCCAUAGGAUAUGUCACAUCAUUGCAAAUUCAGGUGACAUCACCCUUGACCCACAAUAUAUCUGGUACUGCCAAGGCAUGUGCCCAGACUGUGAUAGCCACUCAGUGGUACAACGAAUCAAAGAAUACCCUUUGGUGGGCCUCUAAUCUUAUAGUAUUAGCUAGUAGCGCAUUGUAUGCUAGGUUUAAGCAGGUUGAAAUGGAGGAAAGGUCAAGGAAACCAGUACCUGAAGAUGAAAAGAGUUUAGUAUGAUGCUUUUUGCUGAUACUAGCAUAAAUGGAAAGACUGUGUUAAGAAAUAACAUAUUUUAUGUGUUAUGUAAAAUUGUUUUAAGAAUUUUUGAAUUUGUGUUAUUAAAAUCAUAGGUAACUUAAACUAUUAAAAAUAGUUUUGUCAAAAAAUCUGAAAACAGUCAAUAGUCAACUCAAUUUAAAAUAUCCGAUUAUUUAUACCUAGUUUAAUUACGUUAUGUUUAAUUAGUUACAACUAAACUGGUUGCUGUAGAAAAUCAAUUUUUACAGCAGCUACGCUGUACGUAUGACGUAUGCCGACGUAUGAAACAUUUUUAUUCUGUAUUAAUUGGAUUAUUGCAGCUGGAUACAUAUGAAUUUCCAUAUAUUAUAUUGUGCAUUGCAUUUUUUAAUUCCUAAGAUUUUAGCCAAUCUGAUCUAUUUAUAAGUAUGUAUGUAACCAUAGCUGGGCAUUAACUCGUUAAUCCGUUAAUCGUUAAUUAACGAAGUUAACAUUUCUAUUAACGGAUUAACUUUUAAGUUAACUUUAAAAAUUGUUAACGGACUCGUUAACUUCCGUUAAAGUAUCCUAAGUCCGUUAAUCGUUAAUCCAGUACCUACUAGGUAUUUAUCAAAAAGAUACAGCAGGCACGCUGAAAAACGCGUUCUGACAAGUACGUUCGGGCUUCCAGAACUUCCAGAACCCAAAGCAACAGUUUUUGUAAUCAGAUCACUAACGCAACGAUAUAUUAAAAUGCAUUUUUUUAUUUAUUUACAACUGAAUUUAAGACCGUUCUCAACCGAUUAAGCUGUAUGGUAUACUUAUGUAAUUAUGAUGACAAUGCAAUGUUAUUGUUGACGAUGGCCACCUAGAGUAGGUACAACUUAGCUAGAUUUAAAUAUUAUUAAUUAAAAUGGCUACUUAUGAAACUAAUUUACUAUCUUAUUAGAUUUGCCUUUCAUUUGUAUGAAUAUGUAACUGAUGGUGCCUGAAUGUAGGCUAUACAGGGUCCUUCUAAACUAGCUACAUUCCGUUUAAUGGGGGCAUCUAUACGGUACACUGAACAAGUUCACCAAAUUUUCAGUAGGUAGGUAUGUGUAUUAUAAUGAUUUUACAAAGUUACAUUUUCUGGCAAAAAUAAAAAUUCAUUGCGUCUUACAUAAUGGAA